Messenger RNA from Solenopsis invicta (red fire ant), 5344 nucleotides. Its product is annotated as multidrug resistance-associated protein 7. The coding region runs from base 142 to 5016 and encodes 1624 amino acids. The transcript is spliced from 17 exons. Gene Ontology annotation, molecular function: ATP binding; ATP hydrolysis activity; ABC-type transporter activity. Lineage: Eukaryota; Metazoa; Arthropoda; Insecta; Hymenoptera; Formicidae. Gene Ontology annotation, cellular component: membrane. Gene Ontology annotation, biological process: transmembrane transport. The record is from RefSeq and is a predicted model, not a curated record.
CCUCUACCAAGGGAAACAUAACCUGCGAGUGAUCGUAGGUGUGAGAGGACAACAAAAUAUAAUGCCAGAGGAAACGAAAAUAUUAUAGUGCUUAUUGGUGUCGCGUGCUUUGGUAUUUAUGGAAAUUCCUCGGCCGACAGCAUGGCAGAGUAUUGGUUAGACGAUGCAGAGAGAUGGAAAUGGAACUGGACUGAAUUAUGUGGUCGUCAUGGGGACAUUAAUCCUUUGAAUCCAGAAACGCAUGACUUAAGUAUAUGUUUUCAACAACUGUGUCUUCAGAUACCAGUAUUAGCUUUUAUAGCUAUUAUUUCUGCAUACUACUGUGGAAGAAGAGACACAUCCUCAGCUCGACAGCAGUGUGCUUAUCAUGCUUUAAACAUAAGGAUCUUAAUUACAAUAUGUCUUGUGAUAUUACCUAUCAUAAGAGCAUAUAUUAUUUUAACCAAUACUGUCAUACCUUUGCAUGACAGUGUAGAAAGCGGUACAUCAGUUCCAGAAAGACUGGACAUUUUUACUCGCAGGAACAUAAAUUCAUCAUUAGGGAAUGAAACAGACAUUAUAAGCAGGAUACGUGAUGGAUUAAAUCACACGCUUAGAUUUGCGGAAUCAAUUUUUUCCUUGAAAAGUAGCACUGAAGAUAUUACAACUCCCGUCGCGUUAUAUACAAAUUAUGAAUCGAAUAUUACCGAUAAAUUUACUUCUGCUAAACCAGUAGAUUAUCUUGUGGCAGGAACUGAGGGUUUAGCAUGGGUUGUGCAUCUCUGUUUUAUUUUAAGCUUGAAACGUGGACGUAAUUCCAACCCACGAGGACCAGUUUUGGUACGAGCGUUGAUAUUUCUCUUGAUUGUUAUUUCUUCAUUAUUAUUACGCAGCCACAUCAAUAAUAAGCCUAAAGAUGAUGUUCUACCAAAUCUGUCAUUGGGAUUCAGUAUCACUAUAGUCAUUCUUUUGAUACUGUACACUAUAACAUUAAUACCUGGUCCUGAUAGGCCAGAACGGAUGAGAUCGUCAUUCCAAAAUACUACAGUAGGAGAACGCACUCCACUACUGAGUAGUUCCACUUCUUCAUACGUACAAUUUCCAGAAGAACAGGAUCCGAGUUAUCUUGGAAUAGCUAUGGAAGAUACUACUGUUAUUUCUAAACUUUUAUUCCAUUGGGUGACGCCGUUAAUGGAAAAGGGUGUUAAAGGACUACUAAAUCAUUCUGACGAUUUAUUUGAUUUACCUGAUCAAAUCAGUACCAAUACAAUCAGCCAUAAGAUUGAUCAACGCUUACAUAAUAUGUCGAAAACUGUGAACAAUGGAAUCGAAAGUAACUCUGAAGUACCGCUUCAUUCAAAUGUAAAAAUAGUUACGAAAAAAAUGACACUGUUGCACUUAUUGCAUCAAUGUUUUGGUUGGGAAUUUUAUGCGGUUGGAAUUCUUAAGUUUGUCGCAGAUUGUAGCUCGUUUAUGGGACCAAUAUUAUUAAAUAAACUCAUAGGUUUCAUUGAAGAUAAGAACGAGCCAAUCUCACACGGAUAUCUAUACGCAUCCCUUAUAAUAAUAAGUGCUAUAAUUGGUGCCUUUUGUAAUACUCACUUUACAUUUUGGAUGUCACUCGUGGGUUUAAAAUUUCGUUCUGCAAUUAUUACUUUAGUUUAUCGAAAGACAUUACAUUCGUCUAAUACCGAUUUAAAUCAGAAUUUUAAUUUUGGUGAAAUUGUUAAUUUUAUGAGUACUGAUAGUGACAGAUUGGUCAAUAGUUGCCCUAGUUUUCAUACAUUUUGGAGCAUACCAUUACAGUUAUUUGUGACGCUGUAUCUUCUGCAUAAACAAAUUGGAGUGUCAUUUUUAGCUGGCGUUGUGUUUUCAAUAGUACUUAUACCAAUCAAUAAAGUAAUAGCAAAUAAAAUUGGUAAGCUCAGCACUAAACUGAUGGAAUAUAAAGAUCAAAGAGUGAGACUGAUGGGAGAAAUACUGCGCGGGAUAACUACAAUUAAAGUUAAUGUAUGGGAGGACCACUUCUUACGAAAUAUCUUCAAGAUAAGAGAGAAUGAAGUAAAAUAUCUACGAGGUAGAAAAUAUUUAGAUGCACUUUGUGUUUAUUUCUGGGCAACUACACCUGUCAUUAUUGCAAUAUUAACGUUUGCAACAUAUGUAUUGCUUGGAAAUGAAUUAGAUGCCAAGACGGUUUUUACCAGUAUGGCGUUGUUGAAUAUGUUAAUAGGACCUUUGAAUGCGUUUCCAUGGGUUUUAAACGGUCUUACAGAAGCAUGGGUAUCUCUUAAAAGAAUUCAAAGAAUAUUGGAUCUACCAGACAUGGACGCGUCAUUGUAUUAUACAGAUAUUACUCCUGACGUUGAUUUAUUGUUACAAAAUGUAACGUUGACUGUAAACCGUCCAAGAAAUAACGAUAUUACUAUAAAUGCAAGUCCGAAGAUUGUGAGCUCUCCAUCUUCCAGCACCGACAUUAAAAAAAGCGUUACUUUCGAAGGCGAUGAUUUUGCCUUAUAUAAUAUUAAUUUAUCUGUACGAAAGGGACAAUUGAUUGGUAUUAUGGGCAAAGUUGGAAGCGGAAAAACUUUACUCUUAGAUGGUAUUUUAGCAGAAAUUACAAAAACUAGUGGAAUAAUAGCAGUUAAUGAUGAUCAUAAAGGUUUUGGAUACGUGAAACAAAAUCCUUGGCUACAACGUGGUACAAUUCGAGAAAAUAUUUUAUUUGGGAAACCGUAUGAUCAUAAUAAAUACAAGAACAUUUUAAAUGCUUGCGCGCUCACGUCUGAUUUAAAUUCAUUACCCAAUAAGGACUUAACGGCUGUUGGCGAAGCCGGGAACACUUUAAGCGGUGGUCAAAAGACAAGAAUUUCCUUGGCUCGCGCUAUAUACGCGGACAAAGAUAUUUAUUUGCUAGACGACAUAUUAGCGACGUUAGAUGUCAAAGUUGCCAGAUAUGUUUUUCAGCAUGUAAUUCUGGGCUUGUUACGAAACAAAACUAGAAUAUUGUGCACGCAUCAGACUCAAUACUUGAUUCAUGCGGAUUUAGUUAUUGAGAUGUCGAAAGGAAAAAUUGUUAAUCAGGGAAAACCGAGUGACGUAUUACCCGAUUUGGAGGAUUAUCUUUUGUUGUCAGAUUCUAUCGAAUCCGACGUGGAUGUCUCCUCUGUAAAGGUAUUCAAUGAAUUUAGUCGAUCCGAAAAAGAUGAGAUAGAUCCAUUACUUGACAAGGAAGCGACCGAAAAAGGAACGGUACAUUUUUCGGUGUACAUGUGUUACAUUAAGGCCACAGGACGAUACUUGGCGAUCUCAAUAUUUCUCUCUAUGAUUUUGAUGCAAAGUUCGAAAAACAUCACGGACUUAUGGCUGUCGUACUGGGUGACGCACGCCAAUGCUACAAUGAGUAAUUCAACCGAUAUAUCCAGACUUGGGAAAUUGCAACUCUAUUACGAUAACUAUAGUUUUCAUGAUACAAAAUAUUACUUGACAGUUUAUAGUUUGCUGGCUGUAUUCAAUUCUAUUUUUACUUUAAUUAGAGCUUUCAUCUUUGCGUACGGUGGAAUCCACGCAGCCGUAACAACGCACAAACAACUUUUAAAGAUAGUUAUGCGGGCAAAAACAAUGUUUUUCGAUAUUCAACCGGUCGGCAGGAUUAUAAAUAGAUUCUCAUCCGAUACAUAUACAAUCGACGACUCUUUACCUUUUAUUGCAAACAUCUUGUUGGCACAUCUGUUUGGUUUGGUUGCUACCAUUAUAGUUACAGCUUAUGGACUACCAUGGAUCUUUCUGGUAUUAGCACCUCUUAUACCCGUCUAUCAUUGGAUACAAAAUCAUUACAGAUUAACGUCGAGAGAAGUAAAACGAUUAUCCAGUAUUACAUUGUCUCCCUUAUACGCCCAUUUCAAUGAAACUUUGACCGGCUUGACGAGUAUCAGAGCUUUUCGCUCUGUAUCACGCUUUAAACAGGAUAACGAAUUGUUAUUAGAAGCCAAUCAGAAAGCUCAAUUUGUUUCUAUAGCCGCGGGUCAAUGGCUCGCUCUAAGAUUACAAUUUAUCGGUAUUGCCCUUUUAGCCGGAGUUAGCAUUAUGGCAGUUUUACAACAUCAAUAUAACAUAGCCGAUCCUGGUUUGAUCGGUUUAGCGAUCACGUAUGCAUUGUCUGUAACUGGAUUAUUAUCCGGAGUGGUGAACUCUUUUACUGAGACUGAGAGAGAAAUGAUUGCGGUGGAACGAGUCAAACAGUAUUUAGAUAACGUGCCGACUGAGAACAUAAUGGGGGCUAAUCCACCUUACGCGUGGCCUAGUCAGGGUGUUAUAGAGUUUGAAAACGUCAUCUUGAAGUACAGGGAUCAUUUAGUUCCAUCGUUAAAGGAAGUAACGUUUAUCACGCGACCAGCGGAGAAAAUAGGCGUCGUUGGUCGAACGGGUGCUGGAAAGAGUUCAUUACUAGCCUCAUUAUUCAGGUUAACGGAAAUCAGUUCUGGAAGUAUAUCAAUUGAUAACGUAAAUAUUCAAACGUUGUCAUUAAAAGCAUUAAGAUCCCGAUUAGCUAUUAUACCUCAAAAUCCUUUUCUCUUUUCGGGUACCAUUCGUGAGAACGUGGAUCCAUUGGAUCAAUACACCGAUAUGCACAUAUAUAAGGCUCUUGAGAAGUGUAAAGUGCACUCUUUAGUUUAUCGAUUAGGUGGGCUGGGCGCAAUCUUGGACGAAGGUGGCAUUAAUCUCAGCGCCGGCCAGAGACAAUUGUUCUGCUUAGUUAGAGCUGUGUUACAUAACGCUAAGAUUGUUUGCAUUGAUGAAGCCACCGCGAACGUAGAUCAAGAAACGGAUAAAUUUAUUCAAGCGACGAUUAAGUCUUCUUUCCAAAGUGCGACAGUUAUUACCAUUGCUCAUAGAAUAAGAACGAUUAUGCACUGUGAUAGAGUUCUAGUGAUGGGAGAUGGUGAAGUGUUAGAAUUCGACGAGCCAAAUUUAUUAAUUCAGAAUGCCGAUUCUUAUUUUUAUCAAUUGGCUAGCCAAGAAUUUUCGGAUCAAGAGUGAUUACAUAUGAAGCAAUUUGAUGAUAUAUAAUGAGUGUAUCUAACAUUAUACGUAAUGAUUAUACACAAUGUGCUAUAGAGACUUCCAGAGAAAUGAAUUAUUUUUCUACGGAAAUAACAGGAUUAUAUAUUUUUUAAGAAUAAGCUAAAAGAGUGAUAUCUACGAAAACGAUCGUUUUUAUUUAUGAAAUAUUUAAUAUGUAUUAAUAUCAUGACUAUUAUUUUAAACAUUAUAGUUAAGAAAAUCUGCGAUUUUAAUAACAUUGAUGUGAAUAUAAGAUUAUCUCUGUUUUAUAUACAAAUAAACGUCUACCUAGUAAGUAAAAAAA